GCUGACGUUCCUCCAGAUCACUGAUGAAAAUGUUGAAUUGUGUCAGGAUAGUUCCAAUUCCUGAGAGCGCUACUGAAAACUCCCCCAUUGGAUGAUGAUUCCGCCACGAUGACUGCUUUGAGCUGUUAGAGACACUAAGAUAUUUCUCAUGGGCCAGCUAUCAAGAAACACCCUGCUGUGCUGUGGUGUGGCGAAUGAAGGCAUUUUCAACCAUAAACAAGGUUUUUCCACCAUGUUUGGGAAAAAAAAGAAAAGGCUUGAAAUUUCUGGACCAUCAAAUUUUGAGCACCGGGUUCACACUGGAUUUGAUCACAGAGAACAAAAAUUUACAGGACUACCUCAACAGUGGCACAGCUUGCUAGCAGACACGGCAAACAGGCCGAAGCCUAUGGUGGACCCUUCAUGUAUCACGCCCAUCCAGCUUGCUCCCAUGAAGACUAUCGUUAGAGGAAAUAAACCUCCAAAGGAUACUUCAAUCAAUGGCCUGCUAGAAGAAUUUGACAAUAUCUCAGUGACACGCUCCAAUUCCCUACGGAAGGAAAGUCCUCCCACACCACACCAAGGAAACUCAAACCAUGUACAAAGCCACCAGGAAGAAAAUGGUUAUAUCACAUAUUCUCAGUAUUCCAGUGAGUCGGACACCACGACGGACUACGUCACUGAGAAAUACAGAGACAAGAGCCUUUACGAGGACGAGUUGGACAGAUACUGCCAAGGUAGCUUCACUCCAAAACAAAAUGGACACACAAUGAAAACAAAACCUAGAGAUGCCUAUUAUUCAGAUUUUAAACCCCUGAAGUCAGACAUUUCAAGGUUCCUUCCAGAUUAUCAUACACAUAUGGACACACAAAGCAAACCAAUUGAAUACAGUGGACUCGUGUUGGAAUAUCAGAGGAUUCCUAGUGGAUCCUUUCUAGACUACAGAGAGCCCUUUCACUACUCUCUGUCUAGAACUUCAGUGCCCAGUGAAUGCUCAAAAGAGAGACUGGAAUACAGUGACAGCGACUGGGGAAAUGGACCAGACAAAGAUGACUAUGACAAAAGACCAAAGUCGUCAUAUGUAAAUCAGACAAGUCCUCAGCCAACCAUGAGACAGAGAUCCAGAUCAGGCUCGGGUCUUCAGGAACCAGUUGUGCCAUACGGAGCAAGUGUUUUUAAAGCAAAUCAGCAAGGACAUUCAUAUAGUUCCUACACCUACCCUCGCUUGUCAGAAACUGCAGCAGGCAUUCCAAAGGUGGAUUAUGAUCGAGCACAGAUGGUAGUUAGCCCACCACUGUCUGGAUCUGAUACCUAUCCCAGAGGCCCGACAAAGCUACCUCAAAGUCAAAGCAAAGUUAGCUGUUCAGGUAGUAGCUUCCAGUAUCCUUCCAUCUAUCACAAAGCUUCUCAUUAUCACCAGCCUGCCCUGCAGCCAAGCUCCCAUUACAUUUCCACGGCUUCUUACCCAAGUUCCCCAAGUGUCACAUCAAGUGCUUAUCCCCCACCUAGCUGGGGUUCGUCCUCAGAUCAGCAGCCUUCCAGGGUGUCACAUGAACAGUUCAGAGCUGCUCUCCAACUCGUCGUCAGCCCCGGCGACCCUCGGGAAUACUUGGACAACUUUAUCAAAAUAGGAGAAGGCUCCACCGGGAUCGUUUGCAUUGCCUCUGAGAAGCACACCGGAAAGCAAGUCGCAGUGAAGAAAAUGGAUCUCAGGAAACAACAGAGAAGAGAGCUGCUCUUCAAUGAGGUUGUAAUAAUGAGGGAUUACCACCAUGAAAAUGUGGUUGACAUGUACAAUAGUUAUCUCGUGGGCGAUGAACUGUGGGUUGUUAUGGAGUUUCUGGAAGGUGGUGCUUUGACAGACAUCGUGACUCAUACGAGAAUGAAUGAAGAGCAGAUAGCUACAGUUUGUCUGUCUGUCCUGAGAGCAUUGUCCUACCUGCACACUCAAGGGGUUAUUCACCGCGAUAUAAAAAGUGACUCUAUACUUCUGACCAGCGACGGAAGGAUAAAAUUAUCAGAUUUCGGGUUCUGUGCCCAAGUUUCCAAGGAAGUUCCAAAAAGGAAAUCUCUCGUUGGAACGCCAUACUGGAUGGCACCAGAAGUGAUCUCCAGAUUGCCGUAUGGAACCGAGGUGGAUAUCUGGUCACUGGGCAUCAUGGUAAUAGAAAUGAUAGAUGGAGAACCGCCUUAUUUCAAUGAGCCACCACUCCAAGCAAUGCGCAGAAUCCGAGAUAACUUACCUCCACGAGUGAAGGACAUGCAUAAGGUUUCCUCAGUGCUCCGUGGGUUCUUAGAUCUGAUGUUGGUGAGGGAGCCCUCUGAGAGAGCAACAGCACAAGAACUAUUAAGGCAUCCAUUUCUGAAACUGGCAGGCCCGCCAUCUUGUAUUGUCCCACUCAUGAGGCAAUACAGGCACCGCUGAAUUCAGUGACUUUUCAGGGGAAGGCUUGAACAAACGUUGGAUAAAGACUUGCCAAGGCAUCCAGAGAUUGUGUGGAACCCAUGGGAAAGUACAACACUACAUAAAUUCAUCAGAGUCUCAGAACAGCUCUCUGGAAAUAAUACAGUGUACAAAAUAAUGAGGCACUCUCCUGGGUUGUGAAGGAUUUGCGCCUGUUCUUUGCCACUAAAUCGAACAGUCAGAUGGCUACUAGCACUGUCACAUGGAGCACAUUUUCCACUGGUAGUCAUCACUUAACAUUUCAGCCACGAAAGCAGAAGGACUUAAUUACAGAUUUGGUUGUGGUGAGGGAAAAAAUAAUAGAUUAUAGCACAAUGAGGCUGAAACACCAGAAUUUUAUUGAAAAAAGUAAACUAUGUGACACUUCUAUUUGAGAAGACUCCUUUUCUGGCAAAAAGCACUUUUUAUCUCAAUCUUAGCAGUGUAAUGUAUUUUGAAAUGAAUUUGUAAUUUUCUGUACAGUACUUUUUGAUAAUUUACAGUACUUGGAUGUCAUGUACCCAUCGUGCUAGCUGAAGUAAUAAGAGUAACUUAGCAAGAGUUUGAACAAAAUCUUUCCUACUUUUUUAACCCUUUUGAAGGAAGGAAAAAAAUAUUUAGGAACUUAGAAUGUUGGCAGAUUUUCCAGGAGUUUAAAUAGCAGACACAGAGAUGGGUGCAGACAAUACUGAUACUUUUCCCAUCGUACCACUGAGGUUGUAGUUUUAAAAUUUGACCUUUUCUGCACUCUUCCUAGAUCUGAUGCGACAAUUGCAGUCGCACAAUAGAAAUAAGUGCUUAUGUUGAAUGUUAUAAAUUGAGGUUUUUCUUCAUAUUAUUGUUUUCAAAGCCAUGCAUUUUAGCACACUAAGCUCACAUGCAUUUCUUUAAGAAAUGAUUAAUGAGAGAGAAUCAUUUACUAGCAAUACGGCAAAUUUUUCAUUUAGCCUGUAUUGACCUCAUUGUCACAAAAUAAUCCCCAGUAUUUAUAUCAUGUGUCAGAAGUCAAAAUUGACGAUAGAGGUCUAGUUACCAAGCGGGUAUUUUCCAGAUUUCAAACAGACUGUUGUAUUAAUGUUAUGGUGUGUUUUCUAUAUAGAAAAAGUUGUGCUGCUGUCUAGACCUUUUUGAAUGUUGAUAGAACAGUUGACUACUACAGUAAAUUUUGUGUUGCUUGUUGGAUGAACUUGCAUGUUAAUUGUAGGCCUAAGUAGAUUUGCCUUCAAAAAUUUUAGGUGUGUCAUGAUUAUUUCCAUCACAAAUACAUUUUAUUGAUUAAUUAUUAGUUCAUUAUAAUUAUGCCUAAUGCAAAAGCGAUGUCUUUUCCAAAUCAUUUUUUCUUGCUGACCUCACUUUGCAAUACGAUGAACACAAAUAAUCCAGUUUUGUGAAAACCUGCCAAUUAGUUUAUUUUGUAUGUGAUUUUUGUUGUGAAUAAGUUGUUCAUUAUUUAUUGCAGUAAAAUAUAAACAAAACAUACAGCACUGGCAUGAUGCUGUUCUGAACUUGCUGUUCUGAACUUUCUGAGUUUUCUUCUCGGAAAGAGAUUUUGCCAAUGGCAAAAAAGAGCCUUCAUUUUCUACCAUUAAGAAGUUAGAGCAAACAAACAAACAAAAACUAAAUCAAACAAGAAUGUCAAAUGUUUAGUGAAUUCACUUAAAUUUGCAUAUCCUAUGACCUGUUACUUUCUUACCUUACCAUUAAGUUCGCAUACUGUAACUUUGCAAAAUAUACCCGGUCCUGUGCAGUCCUGCGUUCUAUAGUUCUCUUUGAAGUUGGUGGGAACUGAGGACAGCUGACACCUCAAAGAAACUCCUGGGACCUAGAUGUGCACUCUUUAUUACAGUGAAGAGGAUCUCCUAUGAGGCGGGCUCAGAUUGCUGGACUGUAUCUAAAGAGAACAUGCCACAACCCUAGUGUUGCCAAGCAACUGUUAGCCAAUAACAGCCUUCCUUGACUGGGGAGUUCUAGUUUUAUUCCCAACAUUUCUUAAAUACUAUGAGGGUAAAGAUUACCGUUUACCGCAUUCCCCUGCCAUUUGCAAUGGCAGUUUUCCCUGAAUCUCACCCACAGAAUCUUUGUGUCUAAGAGCCUAUGAAAAUAAGUCUACAAAAAGAGAAAAUGCACAUAUUCUGUGGUCUUGACAACUCAGGAAAAAUACCACAUCAGUAAAGACAAUAACGUACAAUUAAAAGCAUUCUAUUAGCCACAAAAAUCAAACUUUUAAUAACUUUUGAAUAAAAUAGUGGAUCUGAGAUUCAGCACGCUUUAACAGGACAAGUGGAGAAUUUUGUGUAAUUUUCUAAUCUCAAGCUAUUUUUAAACAGUAUUCAUGGAGUUUACUAAAAGAUACUGUCAGCUGAAAAGGUUUUGUGAACACCAGCUAUUGGUGAGAAAAAAUACACGUGCAAAUAAAAACUAAAUGUUUGCAUUUUC
Messenger RNA from Pelodiscus sinensis (Chinese soft-shelled turtle), 4858 nucleotides. The record is from RefSeq and is a predicted model, not a curated record. NCBI's taxonomy places the organism in Eukaryota, Metazoa, Chordata, Testudines, Trionychidae.